Messenger RNA from Solanum tuberosum (potato), 5641 nucleotides. RefSeq names its product cyclin-dependent kinase G-2-like. Gene Ontology annotation, molecular function: protein serine/threonine kinase activity; ATP binding. Gene Ontology annotation, cellular component: nucleus. Lineage: Eukaryota; Viridiplantae; Streptophyta; Magnoliopsida; Solanales; Solanaceae. Gene Ontology annotation, biological process: protein phosphorylation; regulation of mitotic cell cycle. The transcript has 7 exons. Bases 438 to 2693 code for a protein of 751 amino acids. The record is from RefSeq and is a predicted model, not a curated record.
UUUCGUAUUGGGAAUUUGCAAAUACAACUCGCAUAUUCUCUCUCCCUUGCUCUCUUUUUAAAGCUUCGUCGCCGCCGUCGUGUCUGGUUGCUUCGAUUCGCCGGUAAGUAUUCCGAUCUCAGCAACAACGUUCCGGAAAAGAGCGUAAAUUUACCCUUAAAGUCUUCAAUUUCUAGGGGUUUCGCUUCUUCGCUGUCUCUAUCUGUCGUGUCUUAGAAUUUUUCAAGCUAUUCGAUAAAAAGGGAAAAAAAAUUGGGGAAAAAAAUUUCAAUUGAUUUUUAUAUAUUUUGAUUAGUUUUUACCAGAUCUGCUAUUGAGUUUUCAAAUAACUCGAUUUUUCAUCGAGCUAGGGUUUGUUGGGUUUGCUGAUUUUAUUUGUGAAAUUAGGGUUAGGGUUUAUAGGUGAAUUUAGGGUUUUCUUUGAUACAGACGUUUACAUGGCUGCUGGAAGACAUGGUGGUUACAGGGAUAAUGAAUUUAGGGGGCGUGAAGCUGAGUUUGAGGUUUCACGGAGGGAGCUUGGUUACUCCAAGGGGGAUUACGAAAGAAUUAGGUCUGAGGAUCGGGAUUUUGAUAGGGAUCGAGUUCAUGACAGGAGUGGUCGAGAUAGGGGUAGGUUGAGACAGAAGGAUGUAAAGGAAAGGGAUUUGACAAAUGGGAGUUUUAGGUCCAUGUCAAGCAGGAGUGAUUCUGGUAGUAGUGAUGGUGAUGGUGGUGGAAUGAGGAGAAGUGGGCUUAGUGUCAGGGCUGUUGACCGAGAGCCUGGGGAAUUGUCUAGCGAGAGUGGGUCUGAUGGGGCUAUUGAGUCAGACCAGAGGACCAAGAAUGCCGCCAAUGGGAAUCAGUCUUCUGUACAGAGCAAGAAACGAAAAUUCUCUCCAAUUAUAUGGGAUAGGGAAGAUAAGGAAGUGAAUAGAAUGUCAAAGAGUAGAAAUUCACCAGCAGCUGCUAAGCUACCUCCUCCGCCUCCAUUGCCAAAGUCAUCUGGCCAGUUGGCUAAUUUCCCCCCUGAAAGGGUUGAGCAGGUCUCUCUGUUGAACACUAAUAAUGUUCACAGUAUGGAGCCAUCCCCAAGUAAUACAAAUACAGCACUUGGUUUACUUAUGGAUGCAUCUCAUGAAUCUCCAGUUGACAUAUGUUCUCCACCUGUUGAUGAGGAGCAAUUGCCCAGUCAGGAAACCAGGAAAGUAGAAGAUGAGGAAUAUGUGCCCGUGCCGACUAUAAGAUCAUCUCGAUGGGCAACUGAUGCUGACUCUCCAGCUGAUGAAGGUGAGAUUUCAGGUGAUGAUACGCCCCUAUUGAAAAAGCGACGAGCAGUUUCCCAGUCAGCUGAAAUGGGUGGACGCAGGAAAUCACUAACUCCUGAAUAUGAGGAGCUCAAGAGAGAAAGCUCCGGAGGAAAUAGAACGAGGUCUUCAGACUCUGAUGAACAUAUUAGGUCUUGCAGCAGAGAGAGUUACCAGGGCAAUGAAUUAGAUAAGAAUGACUCGAUGGAUGUGGAUAAGGACCGCAAUUAUGAUGGGACUAGUGUUAGCUCAGAUACAGAAUCUGAAGAUGAACAUGAUUCUCGUGGUACACCGGAGGCUGUGCUUCCUCCACAAAGGAGCGUAAACAUGCUGCAGGGGUGUAGAAGCGUCGAUGAAUUUGAGCGGCUUAACAGGAUAGAUGAAGGCACUUAUGGGGUUGUUUACAGAGCUAAAGAUAAGAAGACAGGAGAAAUUGUUGCACUAAAGAAGGUUAAGAUGGAGAAGGAACGAGAAGGAUUUCCCCUGACAUCUCUCAGGGAGAUUAACAUUCUUCUUUCUCUUCAUCACCCCUCAAUUGUAGAUGUCAAAGAAGUAGUUGUAAGAAGCAGUCUUGACAGUAUUUUUAUGGUGAUGGAGUACAUGGAACAUGAUCUGAAGGCAUUAAUGGAGACAAUGAAAAAACCAUUUACCCAAAGUGAAGUCAAAUGUCUUAUGCUCCAGCUUUUGCAUGGUGUCAAGUAUCUUCAUGAUAAUUGGGUCCUUCACCGAGAUUUGAAGACUUCAAAUUUGCUUCUAAACAACCAAGGUGAGUUGAAGAUUUGUGACUUUGGUUUAGCUCGUCAAUAUGGGAGCCCCUUGAAACCAUACACUCAUUUGGUGGUUACUUUGUGGUACAGGGCGCCAGAACUUCUGUUGGGAGCCAAGCAAUAUUCUACUGCAAUUGACAUGUGGUCACUUGGUUGUAUCAUGGCCGAGAUGCUAUGCAAAGAACCACUCUUCAAUGGGAAAUCAGAAGUUGAUCAAAUUGACAAGAUAUUCAGAAUUCUUGGCACCCCUAAUGAGACGAUUUGGCCAGGGUUUUCCAAGCUUCCUGGGGUGAAGGUCAACUUUGUAAAGCAUCAGUUUAAUAAUUUAAGAAAUAAAUUUCAAAGCCCUACAACAUCCUUCAUGGGAAAACCAGAUCUAUCAGAGUCUGGCCUUGACCUGUUGAAUAAGCUUCUGACUUAUGAUCCUGCAAAGAGACUAUCUGCCGAUGCUGCGUUGAACCAUGAGUGGUUUCGUGAAGUUCCUCUCCCCAAGUCUAAAGAAUUCAUGCCUACUUUCCCUGCACAGCAUGCACAAGAUAGGCGCGUGCGAAGAGUAAUGAAGAGUCCAGAUCCUCUUGAGGAGCAGCGAAGAAAGGAACUGAAGCAAGGGGUGUUGGGAACUGGUGGAUUGUUUGGCUAAGAUAAGUGAAUAGUGCUCAGUAACUGUUUGAGUUUUGCUUUCUCUUAUACUCAUGGGUUGAUGUGGUUGAGGUUAGAGCCAUGCACUUAAAGGAAGUUGCAAAAAUUGUUUGCUAGACGAUCAGUUCAGCUGUUUUUUAGCAGGCUUAUCUGACAAUUAGAUCAAGAAACAAUUCUUUUGGCUAUGCGUUAUCAGAUCUGUUGCAGGUUGACCUACUGGGCUCUGGUGCCUUGUCAAAAUCUCUGGGACUGCUUGCAUGGCAGGGGUGGCAUAGUGAGCUUACCUGUUAAGGAACAGUUUCAAUUGAAACUCGUGUAUGUAGCAUAUUUCCCAUUGGCAGUGUAAACAAUGAUCUUGAAAUUGAUUUUGUUAAACAUAUGGAUUGGUUUCGUACUUCUAGUAUGUCGAUUUUAAUUUUCAUAUUCUGUUUGCAAGAGAUGGUGGUGUAAAGCUGAUGGGGAAUUCUUAGCUUUUUCAUUGAUGAAGAAUUUCAAUGAAACUAUUGCACAUAAGAAGGUAAUUAUUGGACCUGAAUACAUGGAUAGUAAUCAAGGAUGACAUAUAUGCUUUCCCGUCAACAUCGAAUGUUUUACUGCUCUCCAUGUUCACAGCUUUGACUUUUCAUUAUUGUUUACUUCCAUACUUUUCGUCUGGCCCUUUCCAUCUUCUUGGGCAGGUUGCACAUCAUUGUCUGGAUCACAAGGGAUUAGGACGCAUAAAUAUCACAUGUUCCAUUGUUUUUUGGGACAAACCUUAGUAGUGAAUGACUACAUAUUCCUGUACAUGUCUUAGUGAUGUCAUUCAAAUGUGAUGUGAAGUCAUGAUGACGUUUUCAAAAUCAUUUAAAGGUUAUAUUGUGAUAUUAUGAACAAGCUGCACGAUUAAUUUUUUUCUGUAGGAUUUGUUUCAGAAUCAUUGCAUGUUUUAGGGACCAACUAUAGUUACCUCUCUUAUCUACAUGGGGUUCUGAAGUUACUGACUGCUAGGUGGAAUGCUGAUAAUGGAAGUUAACCAUGGAUGACAUUAUUAUCUUAAGAUUUUGGUUUAAGUUGUUUCUUUCAAAGAUUAUUUCAAAAUGCUGGACUUAGGUUGAAAGACCAACCAUUUUCUUUGGUUGAAAGCAUCACCCGGUUUCUAAUUAACAAAGUUUUGCCAAGCAAGAUGAAACAAGACCUGAUCUUGAAAGUACUAUUGACUUAGUUACUUGAAAAAAAUAUAUUUUUUCCGUUUGGAAGGAAAUGUUGAUUCGUUUUUCUUGCUGUGACACUAUCUAAAUUGCAAGUAGUUCAUUCCUUGAUGCAUUUGGUUACCCUUGUUUUCCUUUAGCAUGAUUCCAUAUAUAGGUAGUGCCUUGGAGGUUGCUUCCAUUUUUUGUUUCUGACUUUUGUAUUACGGUUUAUUCUAUCUCAUUUGUUGAGAACAUGGAUACCCAUGUUCCUUUUGGCUUGCAUGCCAAACAACGGGUCUACAUUUUUUGGUUUCUUUUUGUAUUUUAUGUUAGGAAAUUUUCAGUUUUUGAUGUAGAAUUAAAAUCUAUAAAUGUCACUGCAGUAUCAAGGAAAGCAGGUUGAGGAGCUUAUCUACAACCUGGCAUACAUAGAAUUUCAAAUUUAUUUUCCGUACUUCAGAUACUCGUAUUCUCUGCCCAAGCCAGUAAAGGUACUUUACUGCCUCAUCUGCUAAAGAUGUACAAAUGUUAAGUUUUGAUAUCUUGUGCAUUCUUUUUUAGAUGGGGGUUUCUUAUUUGAGCCUAUAAUGGAUCUGUCCUCAUUGAUUUUUGAUACUUUCUUUCAAAUCUUCUGUAUUGUGGAAAGAUGACAUUGUUUUGCUGUUACCAUCCCUUGUAUACAUUCUUUAAGAGGCAAACUGGGUAUUUCUUGGUUUGUUGCAAGUGGGAUUUUUGUAAGUUGAUUACUGGAAGGAGCUAGUGUUAUAUCUCCACCCCUGUUGUUGAUUAGUUUUUAUUUGUGUUCUGGUGGCAUCAUAAGGGACUUCAAUAACCCUACUUGGUUUGUAAUCCAAACUGCGAAGCUGUCAUUCUUUGAAUUGUUUCUCUGCAAAAGACAUGUAUAAACUCUUGGCCUUGAAUCCUUGCAACUGGGAGAAGUCUUGACAUUUUCAUUUGUUCAAUUUUAACAACUUGCAUUGAGUCUUGAAAUUUCACUUUGCGACUUGUGUUUUUUGUAAUGAUAUUUAUUUUGGAUGGAGGGGGUGGAUUACUAGUGGUGAAGACCCUGGUUGUGCUUCUCAACUUUUUUUUUUAACCAUAACCCCGACCCACUCCCUCAACUUGUUUCAGACCAGAAAGAGCAGGUGAGCCUGGGUGCAAAUGCCUGCCAGAAGGGGCUGGAAAUAGACGAGUAAAGGCUUGUAUAACCACGUAUGCUCAUGUUUUUUCCUAAGAAUUUUCUUGUGGGGUUUGAGGCAGGAACAUUAGAUUCAUAAGCCCGGAAGCUCAUCUACUAGCAGGGAAAAGUGGGUGGACGGACAUGUUUCAAGUGUAAUCAGUCCAGACUAGGGAGAAAUUGAUACAAGUUUUAUAGCUACUUGAAGUUAGUCUGUUAUUCUGGAAUGUUUUAAGGGCUAUGAAAUGGGAGAUGGAUGUUCCACAGUGGUGCUUGAAAGACGUCCAAAUGUUGCAGAAGGAUGGUUAAAUAAAUAUAGCAGUUAAAAUAUUUUACUGGGUACUGUUACACUUGGUCUUUGAUAGUCAUCUCUACUUGAUUUUGUGGAGGUCCUUCCUUGCAUGUUUUGGUCACCGUGUCUGCAGAACUUCUCAAUCAGAGAAGGAGAAAGGAAAGCUUUAGAGAGGCAAGAUGAAUGUGGCUGAUAGCACACACUCCUUGAAGAGGAAAAAUCGUAUGCUACUUAUUAUAAGCCGACUUGAUUCUCUUUUUGAAUAUGCUUGUAACUAAAUCACCUUCAUAUUUCAUCAAUAUCUAAUGUCA